Cuscuta campestris is the source of this 687-nucleotide messenger RNA. Lineage: Eukaryota; Viridiplantae; Streptophyta; Magnoliopsida; Solanales; Convolvulaceae. The record is from the annotation of a GenBank genome assembly.
CCUCUAUCAUACCAACAUUAUCCAAACACUUCCCAUCUCAUCUCCCAAAACCUUCCAAAAAAAUCUUCAUUCAACUUUAAUUUUCACCAACAAUGGCAUCCCUCGAUCAGUUGGCCAUGGCUAAGCGUUGCUCUCAUGAGGGAGUGGUCGCCGGAGCAAAAGCAGCGGUGGUGGCCACCAUAGCGACGGCGAUCCCAACAAUGGCAAGCGUGAGAGUGCUGCCGUGGGCCAGAGCCCACUUGAACCCCACGGCGCAGGCGCUCAUCAUCUCCACCGCCGCCGGGAUGGCUUACUUCAUCGUUGCCGACAAGACUAUCCUCGCCACCGCCCGCCGCAACUCCUUCGGAAACCGUGAGAAUGGCAUUGAUUACCUCUCCAUAGGUAUUGGAGUGCAGGAUGAGGUGAUUGGGGUCCACCUCACCCUCUUGAACAUGAAGGACAUUAUUCCGGUGGAGGGGCUAAACCUAGACGAUGUGGUGCCGGGGAUAUACACGGUCAAGUGCCAUCCGUUGAGGUUUCCGGGCUUUGACGGGUCGCCGGCCAGGUGCAUUCUGCAGUGUUGGCCUGUUGGGAUAUUUGAUUAAUUAAUCAAAAAGGAAAAAAAAAUCACAAAGAGGACAAAGAAGAUCAAAAGUGAGAUAUUUGAUUGACUUGGUGCAUGUCAUCAAAUCAAAGAGGAUUUUUUGG